This is a messenger RNA of Labrus bergylta (ballan wrasse), 2445 nucleotides long. The record is from RefSeq and is a predicted model, not a curated record. Lineage: Eukaryota; Metazoa; Chordata; Actinopteri; Labriformes; Labridae.
GCCUUCAGGUACUAUCGUAAAAGUCAGGAUCGUCUUCUGUUUAACCAUUAUGUUAGGAGAUUGAACUGUAAACUCGGUAUUUAUUUUUGAAUGUUAAUUGCACAGCAUUGUCUCGUCAAAAAACAACAACAAAAUAACGUCUCCAGAAUGAUGCACGGUGUACGCAUUUACAGAAGAACAAAAUAUUAGUGGCAUUAGAAACAAAAAAAAUAAUUUCCUUCCGUCUGUUAGCAAGCCUACACGUCUUUCCUUCAUGGUAUAGUGUCAGACUUUACGAGCAACAGUGAAAGCAUCUCUUUGUGGCAUGCGCACUGUCCAUAUCCGGAACUUGUCACGUGUCCAAACAAACGCGCCUGUGUUUUGUGCUCUAAGUUUGGUUUGGGGUCUGUGUCAGGCAGUGCAGUGACUUCAGUAAACAUUGGCCAGUCUUUAAGACGCAUACGUCAGAUAUAUUAGUUCCCUUAGAGGCGUUUAGUGGGGGGAAAUAAAUUGUGUUGCCGUUAGCAACGGUUGCGUGGAGGUGUCACCACGUAGUGUCCCUCGUACUCAGGAUCAAUGGCGUCCUGUGAGUGGAUGACGUCCUGUACAAACAUUAUCUUAUCUGCCACAGCACUUCACUCUUCUUACACACUCUUUAAGAGGGUAGGUGUGAGAAAAGACAAUUUACAGAAGAUGGGAAAAAAAACACCACACUUACGCAUACAGGACAUGAUGUGCAAAGAGAUAAAGGAUCACAGGGCUCCAUCAGUCGGCCUCUUCCUUCUUGGACUCUCUGCAGCACUUUGCCUCUUGCAUCCCUCCAGCUCAUACCUCACGUCUAUCCAGAGGGAAGCACAGUGGGCCAGUGAAGUUCUGGCUCCAGCUCUGGUUUCCUUUGACUUCCUGUGGCUCAGUGAAGAUCACAACACAGCACAUAUUCUCCUGUGUGGCUCCUGCAUUCUGCUGGGACUGUGUGACUGGCUGUCGGUCGAAGCUCUCACUUUGAUGACACGUUGCCUGGGCCUGUCCUCCCUGUCCUGCUGCCUGACUGUGUGUCUGUUUGCGGGUAAUGCUUUAGGAGCCCUGGGUGGUGUUGCCCUCAGCCUCCCAUUGCUGGUAGCUCCACCAGGUGGAGAAAACACUUUUUUGCCACUAAUUUAUCCAGGAGCCACCGAAGGACUCAUAAAGUGUAUUUUGAAAGGAUUCAUGUCUGUUGGUUGUUGGGCCUCCACAAAGGCCCUUCACCUUUUUCUGUUGGAUGUCACAGGCAUUCACUAACAUAAAGAUGUAUUGAGGCACUAAGUGGACCUAUGCAAAUCAUAAAGUGCCAACUUAAAAGCCUUUGCAAGGAGAUUUUUGGUAAAGAUUUGAGUGGGCUGAGUUAACUUUAUUGUCGUUACAACAAACUAAGUUAAGCUUUGACCUCCUCAUAAUUCAACUGACAGAAUAAGACUCAACACUACAAAAGAAAACCAUCUUAUACAAAACACUUAAAAAAUAUCAAACUUAUUGAAUCCAUUUGUAAAAGUGCAGCAUCUGGGUGCUGAUUAAUCCACAAAUCAAUUAACAGAAAAAAAGGCAAAACUUUGUAAUAGACUAACCAAGCAAUGUUUGUUUAAUGAUUAAGUGAUGAUCAUACAAAAACACAUCCAGACUUUUUACACUACAGGUGCCUGGUUCACAUUUAUAAGCUCUUAAUAUUAUUAAUGUCAACAUGUUUGCACUUUAAUUUUCUUUUUGAUUAUUUCCAAGACUUUCAAGCAGGCUGCGCUCACUCUCAGGUCAUCGAUAUUCUCCACACAUCUUUGCUGACACUUUCGGUGUUGCAAAAUCUAAAAUCAUGCAGCUGCCUCCGACUCUCGCUCCUGUUUGCUUUGCAGACUCAGCAGUAUCACAGUUUAAAUAUCUGCAGUGGUCGAAGCUCUAGGCCCUGCUCUUACCUCACCAUGCCCACACUUAUCAAUGCACUUUUUUUUAAAACUACUUUUUGGGUUUUUAGUGUCUAUUACAGUGACUGUUGAAGUUAUUGCCACUUAAACAAGUUCUGUAUUAUUCUGUUUGUCCAAAGUGUUCAUAAUAAAAUUCAUUAAAAUUCAUAGUGGACGCUGCAACCCCUCUCUCAGGAUUUCAGAGUGUUGAGCGGCUGCAGCAGCACUUUUGCUGCAGUGUUCGACCAGCUUGCUGCAUACCUGUGUGUGGGACAGUGCCUUUGUCCCACCUCAGGGUACGCAGGUUUGUAGGGAUGCUUUAUUUAGUGAACACUUCUGAGUGUGUGGUGCCAAAAAUGACUGAUUGUUGAGCUCCCUGUGCUUUUUUGUAAAUGAUUUGAAUUCAGCUAAUGUGUGUGUUUUUUGGCAAGAGGGAGAAGUGUUUUAAAAUAGGUUAUGUGUUGUACUUUUGUUGAUUUUUUUUUUUUGUUCCGAGGAAAUGUUCUCUAACAAUCAUCAAAUAAACAAUUUAAAAAGA